AAAAGAUUCAGUCAACGGUUUUGUUUCAGCGGUUAAAGGUGAUUAUUUGGAUUUGAUAACUCGGAUGAAAGUUUAAUUAUAUUCAUGUUGUUAUAUGUCAUUGUGGACCCUAAGAUGUGCAUUUUUUUUUAUUGUUUUUAUCUAAAAACAAAAAUAUAAAAAUGUUUGUGUUUUUGUUAAAUCAAGUGUAAAAAAAAAAUUGAAAAUAUAAAUAAAAAUAAUAAUACAUAAUAAUUUUCACUUAAGUGAAAUUAUUAGUGAAAGUGAAAAAAAGGUUAUCCUUUUCUUAAAACAAAAAUAAAAAUAUAUACAAAAAAUCAAGAAAACGGAUAACACUCAGUGACCACAUUGGAUUACAUUUAUUUUUGACUUUUAAACAAUCACCAAUAAAACCUAACGGAUUUUGUCAGUACCCAUAUCAAAAGAUUUGGAAAGAAAUUUUAAGUGGAAUAACUAAAAGAAAUCGUUUUUUAAUGCGGCAGCUUUAAAGAAAGAGGAACUCAUCUGUCAUCAUCAUUUCCAUAAUGACAGAUUGCAGCAGCAGCAUUCAGGGCUCGAUGUGUUCAACAACGGCGAGCGAUGUCAUCUCAUCGUCGACUCGCAGUGCAAUAGUAUCGAAUCCCCGAAUUCGGGUGAUUCGUUUGGUGCGUCCUAAUUCGCGACGAAUUUUGGUCACGCCCGACAACAAUGUGACAUUCGGAUUCGCCAUACGCGGUGGCAAGGAAUUUGGCACGGGAUUUUUUGUUUCGCGUGUGGAGAAGAGCAGUGAGGCUGAUAUCAAGGGAUUGCGGGUGGGAGAUCAAAUAAUUCGUGUAAAUGGAUAUCAUGUUGAUGAUGCAGUUCAUAAGGAGUUCACACAGUUCGUGUCCAGUCAAGAUCGCUUAACCCUAAAAGUUCGAGGUGUUGCAAUGCUGCCAAUGAAAGACAAUCAAUGCGACCCUCUUAGCUGGCACAUAGUACCACGAUCCGCACUAUCAUCCCUGAAUCCCCUCAUGGAUGACUAUAGUGUGGGUCAAAAAGAUGCCCGUAUAAUACUCAAAGUUGCCCCCCGCACCAAACUUGGCCUGGGCAUAUGCAAAGGUCCCGAAUGGAAACCUGGAAUCUUUGUUCAAUUCACCAAAGAUUACAGUGUUGCCAGAGAUGCUGGCCUCCGACCUGGCGAUCAAAUUCUAAGCGUUAACAGCAUCGAUUUCUCAGAUGUCCUCUUCAGUGAAGCCGUUGCCGUUAUGAAGAGUUCAUCCACACUCGAAAUGGUGGUGCGAUCUGGUGCCGGUUUGGACCUCUUUCCUGGCGAAUCGAGUGGUUACAAUAGUUCAGCUAGUAGUGUAACAGGCGAUCAGAGUCCAUGUUGGGCCGAUCAGUCAGCCAAACGUUUGAGUUCGGUGCGCGAAGAGCCAUUGUCAUCAUCAUCAUCAGCAGCAGCGAAAAGCCAUCUCUGGCACGAUCGCAGAAAAAAUCCACCUCUUACGUCAGCCCUCCAGUCAUCAUCGGCUUCCUCGUCCUGCUCCUCAGCCACAAUCAAAGAUGAGUCCAACAAAACGAUUAUCCAACUCUCCGAAAGCGGCACACUCAUCAACAAUACAAUGGUGGCAAGCAACCACGACAGUGGCGCAUCCACUUCAUCAUCCAUCUCGUCGUCGUCGUCUUUGUCAUCGUCCGCCUCCAUGUGCGAUGAUUCCAAUCUCAAGCUGAAUUUCAUAAUGCCACCCGAUCAGGCAAAUCCCCAUCACCAUCGAACGCCACAGUUGAUACCGCCACCGCCCCCUCCGACGCCUGGCAGCGGCGGUGGUGAUACGCAACAACUGCAGCAUGCUAAUGGCAAGAUCGCCGACAUUUGCUUCGUGUCACGCCAGAGCGAGACGAAGACAGUCAUUGUCGAGGUGCACAGAAGCGCAACCGAUAAGAACAACGCAAAGGGUCGUGCACCAUCACCUCCGAAACCUCCACCGCCGCUGCUAUCGUCGUCAUCGUCGUUGUUGGAACACCAGGUGAAUUGUGUCAGUGCUUCCAAAAAUAACAGCACUAACAACAACAACAAAAGUCACAAUAGAACGCCAUCCAUUGCCAGCAGUAGCAUGAGUAUUCCCGGCUCAAUUAGCGGAACCAGUUUAUGCAGUGCCAUUAGUGAAGAGUUGAAAAAGCGACGUGAGAGAACUAGCAAAGAUACAAACCACUCUGAAGAUAAUGGCGAUUUAAUGCAGCAGAGACAACCACCACGGCGAAUUGGAAAUCCAAAUUGUGCUGACGAUGAACGUCGCCACAGUGCGUUAAUGGAUGAAUUCAAACGCGCCCACAAGCGGAUGUUCCGGAACGGAUUUAUAGAGACAGAUAGAACGGAACGUCAAGUGGAACUCCGCAAAACGGCAAUGAUGCAAGAUGAAGUCGAUCAUCGUUCCAGUAAUUGCAAUGUCUCCAAGACUGAAUACAACAACUUAAUCAGCAGUUCAAUGCAAAAUGAUACAAAUGGCUAUUAUCCAACACCUCCACCGCCACCACAAUUUGCCAACAAAAGCGAAAACUACACCCAACACAGAUCACCGCCAAAUUCACCAGCGCCCGACUACAGCCAAUCUCCGGUGCACACCCUAACACGCAAUUCCAAGGUGCCCUUCCGCAAUGGCACACUCACCCGUUCAGAUCGAAACAACGAAGUAGCCAGAGCAAAUGGUGAUCAUGCUGAAUUGGAAUCAAUAGAUUCAUAUCAAAUGAGGAAUCCCUCAUCCACAAUUCCACGUCCACCUUCGUUGUAUUUUGCUCCACAAAAUUCUGGCCCACCAACAAUGAAAAAGAACAAACGACCAGUAUCCGUUACAAUCGGCGAGUAUUCGAGUGUACCAGUUAAUCGAAAGGAACCAUCAAAGCUGGAAUUUAUUGCCAAGUCACCCGAAAAUGGACAUCACGAGGAACCAAUGGCUGCGGAUUUGCUUCGUAGUGAACUUGAACAGACUUUGAGUCGAUCGAAUUUGAAGAAGAGAAACGAAGAGAGAAUCUAUAACAAUUACAACAAUAACAAUAUUAAUAACAACAACAAUAACAAUGAAGUUGACCAAAAGCUUGAAGAAGCCACUAGUGAGCUGCAGAAUAUUAUACUGCGCCAAAGAAGUCCCAAUGGCAGUGCCUAUGGCAAAUCAGUGUUUCAAAAGACCCAAUCGUCAAAUAUUGAAAAACUUACCCAAAUGCUACAAAAUCGACAGUCGACAAUGUUUGAAGGAGCCAAUGGAGGAGGAGGGACAUUACCCAAUCCAGCUCGAGUGACAAUCAGCGUUCCGAACAACAAUAAUCACGCUGAACUGCGUAAGACUGAGAGCAAUCCGUCACAUGAGCUGGUAAUGAUGACAACAUCAACGACGACGUCAUCCUCCACACCAAUGGCCAACGGAAAUGGUAUUCUUAAAAAUGGUUCUGCCUAUUCUCGAAACAGUUAUUCGUCAUCGGAGAAGAGCAUAUCGUUUGGCAAUUAAAGCGAGGUGUCGCCAUAAAACACCUAGCGACAUCUAGUGUCAUAUAUUAUAAACAAAUUUAUUAUUAAUUAUUAUUUUUUUUUCAUUUUUUUUGUUUAUUUCUUAAUUUUCUUAUAUAUUUUAUGUAAUUUUCUUUGGCUUAAGUGUUUUGUUUUUUUUUUAAUUUUUCUUUUGUUUUGCUUGAUUUUUGUCUUUUUUUUUUUAACUUUUUGUUUUAUGUUUCGAGUAACUGUAUAUUAUAAAAAUUAAAGAAAAUAAUAAAAUAAUUGUAAUUGUUAUGAAGAAAUAAAAAAAAUACGAAAAUACGAAACAAAAUUAAUAUAUCAAUUUUUAUUA
Molecule: messenger RNA, 3797 nt
Organism: Episyrphus balteatus (marmalade hoverfly)
Lineage: Eukaryota; Metazoa; Arthropoda; Insecta; Diptera; Syrphidae
Exons: 9
Coding region: 525-3461 (978 amino acids)
Biological process (GO): rhabdomere development
Cellular component (GO): plasma membrane; stereocilia ankle link complex; stereocilium tip
Molecular function (GO): protein binding
Source: RefSeq, a predicted model, not a curated record